AUGUAGCUAAAUUUAAAACUGUAUUAAAAUUCCCCGGAAUGUUGCUCCUAUUUUUAUCUUACAAAGUGCUGAAAACUUGCAGGUUUUUAGUGGCCUAUAUAGUACCAAGUUAUUUGUAGGCAGGGCAUGGGCUGUGUUCUGUAUCCUUUCUGAAGGGAAGGACUUGGGAUCCCUCACCUUGCCUUGGGUUCUGAGCCUCUGUGUUGUGCUGGAGGACAGUGGAAGCACUAGGGUGGGCAGAUCUGCCUCCCUCCAAGGCUCUGUUAUCUCUAAACUGUGGAGGGCUGUGGGUUUUGAUUCCCAAUGAAAAAAAAGUAGAUGCUUAUGUCUCCAUGAAACAUGAGCUUCUCAAACCUGGAAAGCUUCACAACCAGUAACUCUGAGGCUGGUUCUCUUUUCUUUGGGCUGGUUUCUGGUUGGGAGUGGGAGGGAAGGGCUGGGCUGCUUGUUUAGCUAUGGUUUUUUGUUUGCUUUUUUUUUUUUUUUUUUUUGGCAUGAGGAUGGAGAGUACCAUGGUGAACCUGCGGGGUCUGUACGAGCAGCUCACGCGCCAGGCCGAGCUCCUGAGCGAAGGAAACGAGUGCCAGUUUAUUCAGUUAGCGAAGAGCUUCGAGGAGAACCGGAGGAAAUGGCAGAAAACAGAGCACGAGCUCGGCAGGUACAAAGAUCUCCUCAUGAAGACAGAAGCUGAGCGAAGUGCCCUGGACGUGAAGCUGAAACACGCCCGCAAUCAGGUGGAUGUAGAGAUCAAACGGAGGCAAAAAGCCGAAAUGGACUGUGAGAAGCUGGAGAGGCAAAUCCAGCUGAUUCGGGAGCUGCUCAUGUGUGAUGCCUCCGGUAGCAUCCAGCUCAGCGAGGAGCAGAGAUCUGUCCUCGCCUUCCUGAACAGGCCACAGGCUUCUGUGGGAAAUUCGGGCAACAAAAGGCUGUCUACAAUAGAUGAAUCUGGCUCAAUUCUGUCAGACAUCAGCUUUGACAAGACCGAUGACUCACUGGACUGGGAUUCCUCUUUGGUGAAAACUGUCAGGCUGAAGAGGAGAGAGAAGCGGCGUUCUUCCAGGCAGUUUGCUGAAGGCCCCCCAGCUCCUCAGAAGAAAUCCAGAUCCAUUAGCAGCACAGCAGACCAGGCUAAUGAAUCCAUUGUAGCAAAGACCACGGUGAUGGUCCCCAACGAUGGUGGCCCCAUUGAAGCCAUUUCUACCAUCCAGACUGUGCCUUGCCCUCGGAGGAGCCGGAGGAAGAGUGGUCCUUUGCAGCCCUGGAACAGUGAGUCCAGCAUAGGCAGUAAGCAGCUGGAGUCCAAACUGGACACUGAUGGUUCCAGCACCCCACAGCACAAUGGGGGAGUGAGGCUGCAUGAUUUUGUUUCCAAGACGGUUAUCAAACCAGAAUCCUGUGUCCCGUGUGGAAAGAGAGUCAAGUUUGGGAAGAUCUCUCUGAAGUGCAGAGACUGCCGGGUGGUGGCUCACCCCGAGUGCCGGGAGCGCUGCCCUCUGCCCUGCAUCCCCACGCUCACGGGCACUCCUGUCCCAAUUGGGGAGGGCACCUUGAUGGAUUUUGUCCCUUCUACUCCUCCAAUGAUCCCUUCCAUCAUCGUGCACUGUGUUAAUGAAAUCGAGCAACGAGGGCUGCAUGAGACAGGCAUUUACCGCAUCUCUGGCUGUGACAAGACUGUGAGGGAGCUGAAAGAGAAGUUUCUUAGAGCAAAGAAUGUUCCUUUGCUCAGUAAAGUGGAUGAUAUCCAUGCCAUCUGUGGCCUUCUCAAGGACUUCCUGCGCAGCCUGAAGGAGCCCCUUCUCACUUUCCGGUUAAACAAGACUUUCAUGGAAGCUGCAGAAAUCUCAGAUGAGGACAACAGCAUCGCUGCUAUGUACCAAGCAGUUGGAGAACUUCCUCAGGCCAACAGGGACACCUUGGCUUUCCUCAUGGUCCACCUGCAGAGGGUGGCUCAGAGCCCAGACACUAAAAUGGACAUCUCCAAUUUGGCCAAAGUCUUUGGUCCCACAAUAGUUGCCCACGCGGUACCAGAUCCUGACCCCAUGACCCUCCUGCAAGACACGAAGCGUCAGCCCAAGGUCGUGGAACGACUUCUGCUGCUGCCCAUGGACUACUGGAGCCAGCUGAUGAUGGUGGAGCAGGAGAACAUGGACCCAGCACACGUGAUUGAGAACACCAAUGCCUAUUCCACUCCACGGACACCUGAGAUUCAAGUGAGCAUUCUGGGACCUCUCACCACCCCAGAGCACCAGCUCUCCAAGACACCCUCAUCCAGCUCCCUGUCCCAGAGGGUCCGUUCCACCUUCAGCAGGACCACCCCCAAAUUUGGGAGCAAAAGCAAAUCAACAACUCAGCUUGGGCAUCAAGGUAACUUCUUUGCUUCUCCUCUGCUGAAGUGAAGACCUGGGAGUUGGUCUUGUCCUGGCAUUUGCACACCAAUGCUCACAAGUAGAAGAAACACAGGUUGUCUCCGUGGCUCCCUGGCAGCUUACAUUAAAUGAUGUUUUUCCUUUCAUCUUUCAGCUUAACUAAGACUUUUAAUGGGAUUUUAUAGUGCAAUUUAUUUUUAUUAUCUAAUGCUAUGCUGAAUGUAGUAUUGGUGAAGACAGUAACAGGCAGGAUUUGUUCAGUGUUAAUCAUUAAAAAAAAUUCUAGAGAACUGGUAUUUUCACUAACAUCUGGUUUUGUCUCUGUGUAUAGUAGAGCAGUCACAAAAUGAGGGUCAGUUGGUUGGGGUUUUUGUGACUCCAUAGGAGGUUUUUGACACAGUAGUGUCUGAAUUUUGUCAGAAUCCAGGCUUUCCAUCAGCACAGUGUCUCUCACCUGGCUGGUGGUGCAGCUGGAAUCCUGAGGAUGGCAGUGUUGGACUGGGCUGGUGGGCAAAAGCCUCUCUUUAAUGAACUGCUCCUCUAAAGGAAUAUUUCCUGGUACUGUGUUUGCAAGGGGGGAAUUCUCUAGAGGAGGGUGUAGAUGCAAAUCCAAAGGGAUUCCUGGGUAUUCCAAAGGAAUU
Cinclus cinclus is the source of this 3007-nucleotide messenger RNA. It is a transcript of the gene RACGAP1, whose product is annotated as Rac GTPase activating protein 1. The transcript has 16 exons. Bases 456 to 2396 code for a protein of 646 amino acids. The record is from RefSeq and is a predicted model, not a curated record. Gene Ontology annotation, biological process: signal transduction. Lineage: Eukaryota; Metazoa; Chordata; Aves; Passeriformes; Cinclidae.